Cyclocybe aegerita is the source of this 915-nucleotide messenger RNA. The record is from the annotation of a GenBank genome assembly. NCBI's taxonomy places the organism in Eukaryota, Fungi, Basidiomycota, Agaricomycetes, Agaricales, Hemipholiotaceae.
AAUGCAGCUCCAAGCAUUCGUCGUACUUGCCUCUCUCUUGACUACGGCUCUUGCCCACACUCGCGUGUGGGGCAUCUGGAUCAACGGAGUUGACCAGGGUUCUGGAGUUGACCAAUAGAUUCGCUCGCCUCCCACCAACAACCCAUUUAAAGACAUUAUGGCGAGCACGUUUUCUUGCAACGUGAACAAUCGUGCCGUGCCGCGGACCAUUUCCGUCAAGGCUGGGGAUACUGUGACAUUUGAGUGGUUCCAUGACUGCCGCAAUGACGACAUCAUCGCAGCCUCCCACAAAGGCCCAGUCUCUGUGUACAUUGCACCCACGUCUUCAAACGGUGCUGGUACGGUCUGGACCAGGCUCUUCGCGGAAGGCUACAAGGGCGGAUCAUGGGCAGUCGAUAAGCUUCUCAACGCCAGGGGUCACCACAACGUCGUCAUCCCUGAUAUCCCAGCUGGAGAUUAUCUCCUUCGCGCGGAAAUCAUUGGUCUCCACGAGAGUAACGUGGCAUACAACCAAAACCCCGUGCGCGGCGCCCAAUUCUACAUGAACUGCGUUCAGAUUCGAGUUACAUCCAACGGCUCCCAGCAACUUCCUAACACCGUGUCGUUCCCAGGCACGUACCAAUACUCGACCCCUGGUAUCGUCUGGAACAUAUAUGACAAGCUCGUCGACCAAGCCACAUACCCAAUUCCUGGCCCUGCUGUUUGGUCUGGCUCAGCCGGUGGUGCUAUCACUCGUGCUGUCGUGAUCAACAACCCUGGAACUGGAACUGGUGGUGGCACUGCUCCUGGUGGGUCUGCUGGAUCUGCGCCGUUAUAUGCUCAAUGCGGAGGGAUCGGUUAUAGCGGCCCAACGACCUGUGCUUCGGGUGUUUGCAAGGCCACCAACGAAUAUUAUUCUCAAUGCGUUCCCGCGUG